Magallana angulata is the source of this 613-nucleotide messenger RNA. RefSeq lists its product as uncharacterized. Bases 17 to 613 code for a protein of 198 amino acids. The transcript is spliced from 3 exons. The record is from RefSeq and is a predicted model, not a curated record. Lineage: Eukaryota; Metazoa; Mollusca; Bivalvia; Ostreida; Ostreidae.
UCGGACAAAAGUUACGAUGGUGGCCAAUUUGUUAUUAGAGGAGGACGUUCCCGGGGCAAAGUUUGUUCACGCCUCUGUAGAGGAACACACAAAUAUUCAGUUAAAAAGGUGGUUGAAAUGUCGGGGUCUUCCUACUUCUGGAAAACGACCGGAUUUAAUAGAAAGAUGUCAGAAUGCUGUAAACAACAACGUGAAAAUUGAUCUGAAAGUUGACGAUGGUAAAUGGCUGAAUCUUAAAAAGAAUCCAACGCCUGCUGAAUCCCAAGUUCCCUAUGUUCCAAUUCAAGGCUGGAAGAAGUUUCCAUCUGUAUCUAUACCAAAACAUUUUAAUCAUGGGUAUAUCUACUAUUACCUUGUGGAAGUAGCAUCAGUAGAGCGUGACUCAAACAGGUCUGAUGAUGACUGUGAAGAUGAUGUACAUACUAGCAAACCAUUUACUAAGGGUAUGAAUCUCUUUAGGAGUGGUCAUGUGAAAAACAUACAAGAUCAACCUGGUCGAAAUGCAGGACAACUUGUUUUCUGUUUCCCGCCAACAUCGUUUCAAGGCAACCAGUUCAGGGAGGGGGUUAAAGUGAUUGAAAGAAGGAGACUGUCCUUCGUGGAGGAAAUGUAA